AUGAGUUCAACCGACGUUCGCCAUGCGUUUGGGGGGACAGAAAAUCCAACCCAGAAAGGCAAGGCCGCAAAGGGUCCUACGAGAGCUGUGUUUGGACAGCUUACCAACGUUCCUGUUGCAGCCGUCAACACCAAGUUUGGGGGGACAGAAAAUCCAACCCAGAAAGGGAAGGCGGUAAAGGGUCCUAAGAGAGCUGUGUUUGGAGAGCUUACCAACGUUCCUGUUGCAGCCGUCAACACCAAGGCGGAUGAAAUUCUGCCUUCCUCCAUCCAAGAGGAAUCAGCUGGUGUGUCGAUGAUGGAAGAGGAACUUUGCCAGGCCUUCUCUGAAACUCUCCUUGAUGUGGAGGACAUUGACAAGAAUGAUUCAGAUAUGCCACAGAUGUGUUCUGAAUACGUGAAGGACAUCUUUGUUUAUCUACGGAGCCUAGAGGAACAGCAGGCUGUACGACCCAAAUACAUGCAAGGCUAUAAAAUCAAUGGACGUAUGCGCGCCGUCCUCGUUGAUUGGCUGAUUGAAGUUCACGCCAACUUUCAGCUGUUGCAGGAGACUCUUUAUCUCACAGUUGCUGUAUUUGAUCGUUUUCUCCAGGUCCACCCAAAUGCACAACAGAAGCUGCAGCUGGUUGGCGUGACUGCCAUGUUUUUAGCUUCAAAAUAUGAAGAGAUGGACUGCGUAGAUGUUGGGGACCUUGCCUACGUCACAGACAAUUCCUUCUCUAACGCUCAAAUCCUGGAGAUGGAGCGAGUUAUUUUUCGGCAACUCAACUUUAACCUGGGACGCCCCCUGCCAAUACACUUCCUCAGGAGGGCUUCAAAAGCCUCCAAUUCUAAUGUAGAGACGCAUAUCCUCGCUAAGUAUCUGAUGGAGCUGACCCUCCUUGACUACGACAUGGUGCACUACCGACCCUCAGAGAUCGCUGCUGCCUCCCUGUACCUUGCCCAGCUGCUGUUUGAUGAACUGCCUUGGUCUGCUACACAGAAGCACUACACAACAUACGAUGAAAUCCACCUGAAGCCAAUUGGGCAGCACAUUGCUAAAAACGUUGUGAUCAUGAAUGAGGGGAAAACAAAGUUCCAGGCUGUAAAGGGCAAGUAUUCAAGCAGCAAACUGAUCAAGGUCAGCCUCGCCCCUCAACUAAAGUCUCCUGUGCUGACCAACAUGGCUGCUCCUCUUCUCAAACCCUGA
Molecule: messenger RNA, 1188 nt
Organism: Lampris incognitus (smalleye Pacific opah)
Lineage: Eukaryota; Metazoa; Chordata; Actinopteri; Lampriformes; Lampridae
Product: G2/mitotic-specific cyclin-B2-like
Exons: 9
Coding region: 1-1188 (395 amino acids)
Biological process (GO): mitotic cell cycle phase transition; regulation of cyclin-dependent protein serine/threonine kinase activity
Cellular component (GO): cyclin-dependent protein kinase holoenzyme complex; nucleus; cytoplasm
Molecular function (GO): cyclin-dependent protein serine/threonine kinase regulator activity
Source: RefSeq, a predicted model, not a curated record